AUGUACCUGCGGGGUGUGGGGUUCGGUGAGAUGGAAUACGCGCACGCCGUGAGGGUUCUGUCACGCAUGGGCUACACGCUGAGCGGUGUGUUCACUGUGGAGAGCUCUGUGGCUGGCUCUGCUGAAGAUGCCGCGUUCAGCGCUGCGUGGGAGACGUUCGCCGAUACUCGCCCGAGGGCCGUUAUUGUGUUUGGUGCGCCAGGGAGGGACACCGCGAAGUUUGUUGAAAAGAUGCUGACGGACCAGCGUACUGCGUCCGCCUACCUCCUUGCGCCCUCAGCGCUUCAGAACAUACUUGUACCUGUUUGGCGUGCUGCGGUCUCUCGUGGGGUUCCUUUCAUUCGUGGACAUGUGACAACGACAGGGACCACUCCACUUGCUACCAAUACUCGCUUCUCCGCUAUUAAGCGUUUUCAGUCUGUCCUGCGAGAUUACCUAACGAACAGCGGCCAGAGAGACUACACGGACAGGAAUCACUUCCUCAAUAAUGACCUUGAGGGUGAGCUGAUGGUUGCUGGCUGGAUUAUUGGUGAAGUACUGUCGCAGGCACUCGAUAGUCGUGUGUGGCUAAAAAACAGAGAAACUUUCCGACGGUCACUCUUCACCCAGCGUAGGUACUUAAUUCAAGACAUUGUGAUUGGCGACUUUGGCGGGGAAUGUGUAGGAUCAGCAGCUUCACAGGGCGCCAUCUGCGAAUGUAAUCAGGGUGGACGAACUGUCUUCAUGAAACGGUUUGUAGAAAACUUCCGUAGCCAAGUGGUGCCGAAGGGACGUGUAACUUUUCCGACAUCGGAAUGUUACGGCUCUGCAUACCAACUUCAAUCGCCGCUAAAUGCGAUUGCUGCGAUGAUGCACAGUAUUGUAGUGGUGCCAGAGGCCAGGGAAAGCUUCUCAAACGGUAUAUUUGCAGCAACGGGAGAAGCGCAAUUAAAGACAAUCCACGAAUUUUCCGUACGAUUUCUGAACUCGACUACAGAUGAUGCUGGAAUGGCGCUAAACCAGGAAAUA
This is a messenger RNA of Trypanosoma grayi, 1008 nucleotides long. RefSeq names its product adenylyl cyclase. The transcript has a single exon. The annotation marks the transcript as partial. The record is from RefSeq and is a predicted model, not a curated record. Lineage: Eukaryota; Euglenozoa; Kinetoplastea; Trypanosomatida; Trypanosomatidae.